AAGAAAAGGUAUAUGACCAGUUAUUGGUCCUGGGAGCAAGGGGAGAGAGUGAAGAGAUACCUGCACAGCCAAGGGGAUUGGAUUUAUAGACCGAAUCUCUCUCCACCCUUCAGCCACUAACCAUGUCAGGCUCGUCGACUCCAGAGGACGCGUUGUACGGCUCGUGGGUGGAGCUGGAGGAGCUAAUAUCAGCAGUGAGCAGCAGGGAUAGUCUGACAGGGCAACAACAGGACACAGCCUCCUGGGCCCUGCAGGGGGAGUUAGAGAGGAUCCUGCUGGAGGCACAGCUUGAGUGUGAGAGGAGUAAAGACAGUCCUCCCCUGGUGGUGACUCCUCCGCAGACCACUGCUUCUCCUCCCCACAGUGAAGGCAGCAGCAGUACAGACUGUGUUACCAUACAGUCCGAAGAAGAUGGGGAGAGGAGGCUCAUUUCCGAGUGGGUAUGGGACUGGUCCAGUCGGCCAGAGAACCUUCCACCAAAGGAGUUUGUGUUCCAGCACCCGAAGCAGCAGUCGGGCUCUCUGAGCGUAAGGAAGAGUGAGGUGAUGAAAAGAGGCCUAUUCUCCUCUGACGUCCUCAUGAUCCUCAUCCCCUCACUGCUUGUCUCGCACCUGCUCACACUGGGAGUAGGGAUCUACAUAGGGAAGCGAUUGGCUGCCUCCACAACUAGCACUCUGUGACGUGCUUCCGGGCAGCGCUCCCAUUCGCUGACGGCAGACCAAUAGGAUCUCAGCCCUCGCCACAGUACACUUGUUGCCCUUUCUCCCUGUCAUGCGGCAACUUUCUUUACCAAUGUCUCUCUGUAUGUCUGUCUGUCUGUCCACCAUCCACCAGAACUUUGUGUGUCUGUCCGUCAGUCACCCAGCAUCUCUGAAUCUGGGAUUGUCCCAGGGCCAGAGCGUGUCUGUUUGUGUGUUUGUCUCUCUCUCUCUCUGUGUGUGUGUGUGUGUGUGUGUGUGUGUGUGUGUGUGUGUGUGUGUGUGUGUGUGUGUGUGUGUGUGUGUGUGUGUGUGUGUGUGUGUGUGUGUGUGUGUGUGUGUGUGUGUGUGUGUGUGUGUGUGUGUGUGUGUGUGUGUCAGGGCAGGACAGUUGAUACUCUACGGACAUUGUGUCAAUGACUCAGACUGAGGUCACUUUUACUCUCCCAGCAGAGUAACACUGAUCUCAAUGAACUAACAGAGAGAAACGAGUGAUAAGAUCGAGUGAGAAAAGAGAGAGGAAGAAAGAGAAUAACACCCAGCUAAAUCCCCAUUGAAUGUGUUAGCAGAUUGUUGAAGAAAUGGGGUAUAUUGCCCAAUGCUUUCCCAAAUAAAAACCAGAAUCUAAUCCUGGUGAAAGAAACAGUUCACCAACAGAGCCAUAUACAGACAGUAUAUGCCUAUAUGACUCUGGUCACCAAUAUUAUGUGUCAGACAUGCCAGAACUGUGAUGAGCCCAGGUUAUUUGUAUUAGGUUGAGGAAUGGUUUGUUUAAUGUUCUUUGUGGUUUAUGACCACAAAAGUGUCUCUGGUUUUGCACUUUGUCCUAUAUAACCAUCUGACUGUUUGAACUCUGAACUCUUUGAAUGACUAUAACCCCAUUAAACUUCAUUUGUCACCCGUG
Oncorhynchus gorbuscha (pink salmon) is the source of this 1602-nucleotide messenger RNA. RefSeq names its product BCL2/adenovirus E1B 19 kDa protein-interacting protein 3-like. The transcript is spliced from 7 exons. The coding region runs from base 123 to 680 and encodes 185 amino acids. NCBI's taxonomy places the organism in Eukaryota, Metazoa, Chordata, Actinopteri, Salmoniformes, Salmonidae. The record is from RefSeq and is a predicted model, not a curated record. Gene Ontology annotation, biological process: mitochondrial outer membrane permeabilization; positive regulation of apoptotic process. Gene Ontology annotation, cellular component: mitochondrial envelope; nucleus; mitochondrial outer membrane.